This is a messenger RNA of Brassica rapa (field mustard), 2712 nucleotides long. RefSeq names its product ethylene-responsive transcription factor 11. Gene Ontology annotation, biological process: regulation of DNA-templated transcription. The record is from RefSeq and is a predicted model, not a curated record. Lineage: Eukaryota; Viridiplantae; Streptophyta; Magnoliopsida; Brassicales; Brassicaceae. Gene Ontology annotation, molecular function: DNA binding; DNA-binding transcription factor activity.
AAAUAUAAAAGGGAACUUAAAUAAAAAAAAUUAUUCACUCAAGACAUCUUUUUAUGUUGUAAUAAUUUGAAAAAUAGAUUGAUUAAAAUAAAAUGCUUAAUACCUUUAAAAUAUAUAUUAUGUUGUUUAAGAUUAUCUUUUAAGAGAGAAUAUUAUUUCUUUACUUUAAAAUCAAGAUUAUUUUGUAAUUUUUUUUUUUUAUGAAUUACAAUAUGUAUAAAAGAUAUUUUCGUUGUUAAAAUUUUGAAAAUUUCUUUAUACAUAGGUGAUCUGAAAAAAAAAGAAAACUAAAUCAAAAGAAAAAUAAAACAAAAUAAAAAAUAUAUUUAAUAAUGAUAAUUAUAUAUAUUUAAUUUAUUAAAUGUAUCAUCGUAAUCAACCACCAUGAAAAUUAACAUGAAUGCGACACGAAGGAAACCGACUUCUCAAAUAAUAUUAUAGAGAUAUAUACAAUAUAUUUAAAAAUUAAACCUAAAAUUAGCAUUACUUAAGCAUAUCACUUAUUUUUAAUUUUUAAAAAUAAUUAGAAAAUUUUGUUAUGUAUUUCAAAGUUAAAAAUUUUCUCGCAUGGCAUCUGGCAUAUAAAGAGUACAAUUAAGAAUUAAGAAGAUUUAGCAAUUAUAAAUAAAUAUAUAUAUAUAUAUAUAUAUUAAUUAUAAUUAAGAAUAAUAAGAUAAGCAAUUGUAUAUAUUAUUUAUUUUUUGAAAUAUACUAUAUUUAUUCUGAUAUUGUAUAAGUUUAUCUAAUAUAUUGUUGAUUUGAUUAGCUUAUUUGAUUAGAAUAUGAUUAUCUUCUUAUUAAUAUAUUUAGAGAAAAUUUUCGUAAAUUGCUAUCUAAUUUUCCAUCUCUUUAGUUAUAUUUUUCUAUAAAAUAUUAAAGGUGUUUAAAUCAUUAUAAUAAUUACUUCAAUAUUUUAUUAGCUUAGCACAUAUUAUUAUACGCUAUUAUUACCUUAUUAUAUGUAAAUGUAAAUUCGAAGGGUGCUUAGAUGAAAGGCAAUUGAUUUCAUGUACUGUAAAUCAUAUACUUAGACAAUUAUUAUAGAAAAAUAUUUUUAAACCAUAAUGUCAUUUAUAAAUGGUGGAUGACAAUACUGUGGUCUUAUGUUUAGGGAGACUACAGUGUUAAAUCCAGAAUUCUGUAAAAAGUGAUUUUUAAACAAAACCCAAAUUAAGAUAAGCUACAGUGUUUCAAUUUCUUAUCAAUGUAGUAAAACUGAAAUUAGUAGACAAUAUUCCAUCUGUUCCGGAAUACAAAAUAUUUAAUUUUUUUUUAUGUUCUAGUAUAUAAGAUGCUUUUAUAUUUAUAGGUAAUUUUAAGGUUAUCAAAAAUUGUAUAGUUUAUCAAAUUUAAUAGUUUUAUUUUGUAAUUAAUUUAUAAUUUAUAAUUUUAGUGAUAUUUUAUAAGUAAAAAGUAACUUUUUUAAUAAAUGUGUUUUUGUGUAAAAUGUCUUAUAUUUAAGAACGGAUGGAGUAUUAUUAUAUCGGGUUAUGAAGUUACAAAUUAAAUUAGACUUAAUUUCAAUAAACCAAAAUAUAAUAUAUCUUUUGGCAAUAAAUAAAAUAUAUCUAUAGGAAAAUAAAAAUUAUAACUGAUUUGGCAGUUGUGUCUAUUUGUUGUUUAUCAAUAGAGGAAGAAAAUAUAGAAAGUGAUGUGCGCCGCAGCAAAACGACACGUACCAAAGUAAACGCGUGGUCUUCUCUCUGACUUAUGCCCGCACGAAAUUUAUUAGAAAAAGCCAUUAUAAGUAGUCAAACAAUUAAAGACAUUUAAAGAAAAGAAUCCGUAAAAAUAGCAAAAAGACCAAAAAACAAGAUGCCACGAAAUUGCUAAUAAUUACGAAAUACUACAACUUCUUCAGACUCCUCAUAACUUGUCUGUAUAAAUACGAACACUCUCUUCUCAUAAACUCCACAAAAACAAGUUCUCGUACUUUGCUUAACAAAAAAAAAAGAGUCUUUUUGUUUUGUCUAAAUGGCGCCGACAGUAAAAACGGCGGCCGUUAAAACCAACGUCGGCGAAAAGAAAGAGCACCAUUACCGAGGAGUGAGAAAGAGGCCAUGGGGUCGUUACGCCGCGGAGAUCAGAGAUCCGGUGAAGAAGGUUCGAGUCUGGCUCGGCUCUUUCGACACUGCCGAAGAGGCGGCUCGUGCCUACGACAAAGCCAAUCUCAAUUUUCGCGGCGCAAAAGCCAAAACCAAUUUUGCUUAUCCUGACUUCGUCCACGACGAGAGUGCGAGCCAAAGCAGGACCGUCGUAUCAUCGACGACGACGAUGAGCGAUCUCAAUCUUGAAACCAGGUUCCCUUUCCCGAAGGUUCAGGUCAAGUCCGGGAUGUUCUUUAUCGAGACGUCAAGGAGCGAAUCGGAAGGAUCGUCUGUGGUGAUGGAUCGUAGUCCAGAGAGACCAUCACGCCUCCCCUUGGAUUUCGAUCUCAAUUUCCCUCCAAUGCCUGAGACCUAAUUCUUAUUAAUUGGAUAUCAUUAUGAACAUGGGAUUUUAUAACUUUCAGAUGAAUUAAAUGUUCUUAAAUCCAAAUCUAAAGAUGUCGUAUCUUCUUAUUCAUAAAUGUUAGUGCCAAAAAUCUUCUUCUUUUUUUGUCAGCAGAGAGUUAAAAAAGUAUUUGUGUUCUCAUGAUCUGCUGUUGUUUAUCAUUAAUUGCAUAUCUUUUGUAUUUUCUGAUCAACAUAAAUAAAACUUUGUUUUGUCAUA